Fonsecaea nubica is the source of this 513-nucleotide messenger RNA. RefSeq lists its product as hypothetical. The coding region runs from base 1 to 513 and encodes 170 amino acids. The record is from RefSeq and is a predicted model, not a curated record. The transcript has a single exon. Lineage: Eukaryota; Fungi; Ascomycota; Eurotiomycetes; Chaetothyriales; Herpotrichiellaceae.
AUGGUCUUCGCUGCGAGGGCGAGGAAGAGAACACUGACGCUCGUGGCGCCCUAUCUUCGCUACUUCCUCCCCUUUCUCCCCUUUGCUCUCUUCAUCCUCUCCCUCAUCUACGCAGUCCCCUCCGAUCUCCUGUCCUGCAGCAUCGAAAGCCAAUGGGUCAGCCUGUUUCGGGCCAAGAAUGAGGAUGCCGUGCGUGGAAUAGAGAACGCCCUCCGGUGUUGCGGGUUCAACUCGCUGCAUGAUCGGGCGUGGCCGUUCCCCAGUCACGACGUCGACGUGACCGCCUGUGAGAGGACUCUGGGAUAUACGCGUCGAUGUGUGGACCCAUGGCGGAAUCGAGAGCAGGUUGCUGCGGGAUUGCUCGCCCUGGCCAGUCUAUUCAACUGGAUCCUUCUGGUAACGUGUGAAGUCCCGCCGUAUGAUAUAUGGCUACUAACCCCUUCGAACGCACCAGCAUCUCGUGGAUACGGCAGCGCAGCCGAGUCCAUCCAGGCGAUUUCCUGCCGCUUCUGA